CGAGAUCUUAAGUCAGUGCAGUGAGAAGCUUCCGAGCGGCAGCUAGCAAAAAUAAUAUCUAUUUUUCAACAUGAAUCGAUUGGUAAUCACUUUGUUCGCUCUCGUGGCGGUGACGGCGGCUGCGCCCGUUGACAACACCUCUCCGAUCCCCAUCGUUAAGCAGGCGGCGGACGGGCCGGGCCCUGACGGCGCCUACAGCUAUAGCUACGAGACCGGUAACGGCAUCCAGGCCCAGGAAGACGGCCACCUCAACUAUCAAGGUACCGACGAUGAGGCCAUCGAGGCUCGGGGCGGCUACAGCUAUACUGGCGACGAUGGCCAAGUCUACCAGGUGACGUACGUGGCCAACGAGAACGGUUUCCAACCGGAGGGCGCUCACCUGCCCACCGCACCCCCGAUACCACCCCUGAUCCAGAGGGCCCUCGAGUACAUCGCCCAGCACCCCGAGGAAAACGAAUCGCACUAAGGACAGGACAUGUAGUUUGAUGACGGGAAGCGAAUAGACGAUUAUGAAGAGUCGAGGACGAGUCUCGGGGGAGGAAUUUGAGAUCGGGAGCGGUCGAGCGCGCGCGCGGACCCGAUCGGGGGCGGAAUCGUCGCGAAGAUCGACGAAGAUUUCGACGCCCGCGUAGACGUCUACGCUUGAGCGUCGAUUCCCUUCCCGGAGCUCUCCUGCCCUGAACGUUGUUUUGCGCUCGAACCUGUAAUGUUUUAUUUUUUUAAUUCUCUCUCUCCCUUUGUACGAUAUCUGUACAUGGACAUUAUUUUCGAUUAUAUGCUGUAAAUAAAU
Messenger RNA from Dinoponera quadriceps, 790 nucleotides. RefSeq names its product flexible cuticle protein 12-like. Gene Ontology annotation, cellular component: chitin-based extracellular matrix. Lineage: Eukaryota; Metazoa; Arthropoda; Insecta; Hymenoptera; Formicidae. Gene Ontology annotation, molecular function: structural constituent of chitin-based larval cuticle. The transcript is spliced from 2 exons. Bases 71 to 466 code for a protein of 131 amino acids. The record is from RefSeq and is a predicted model, not a curated record.